This is a messenger RNA of Plasmodium yoelii, 687 nucleotides long. Its product is annotated as conserved Plasmodium protein, unknown function. Gene Ontology annotation, biological process: DNA damage tolerance; double-strand break repair via homologous recombination. Gene Ontology annotation, molecular function: ubiquitin-protein transferase activity. Lineage: Eukaryota; Apicomplexa; Aconoidasida; Haemosporida; Plasmodiidae. Bases 1 to 687 code for a protein of 228 amino acids. Gene Ontology annotation, cellular component: Smc5-Smc6 complex; nucleus. The transcript has 6 exons. The record is from RefSeq and is a predicted model, not a curated record.
AUGGAAAUUGAAUGGGCUAGUAAAAUUUUAACCCAAUUGUUAAUUCAAGAAAAGUGUUUAAAAGAGAAAUAUGCUUCCGAUUUGUUAAAAAGAUUUGGCGACAUUAAUAGAAUCAUUCAUUAUAUGAAUGAAAAACUCGAGACUCUUGGUUUUGUAGUCAACAAUGAAUUAAUAAAUGGUGAAGAAUAUUUAAUAUUAAAUUGCGAAAAACACAAAAUACCAGGACACCGAUCGAAUGAUAAUGGAUUAGAACUUAACAUAAAGGAGGAAUAUUUGUUUAAUUCUAAAUUAAAAAAAAAUGAGAUAAGUCUAUACUAUUUAAUCAUUGAUUAUAUAUUAAAUAAUAAUAAAAACUUAAAAAUUAAUGAUACUGAAAUAUCCUAUGAAAGUCUGUGUAUACAGUUAAAUAUAAAAAAUGCAAAUACCCAAAAAUCAAUAAUGGAUAAAUUAAUAGUAAAUAAUUGGCUUAAAAAUGUGAAUGGAUAUUUGUCUCUAGGAAUUAGAUUUUUUACAGACUUGAUAAAAUAUUUCCCUCUUAAUAACUUGGAAAAAUGUUCGUUAUGUAAUAACGCAAUAAUUGUUGAGAAUGCUCAAUGCACAAAUUGUAUGUCAUUUUAUCAUAUUCAUUGUUUUAAUGGGUUGGCAAACAAACUGUCACUUUGCUACAUAUGUAAAAAUACAUUGUAG